Molecule: messenger RNA, 1437 nt
Organism: Saprolegnia parasitica CBS 223.65
Lineage: Eukaryota; Oomycota; Saprolegniomycetes; Saprolegniales; Saprolegniaceae
Exons: 6
Coding region: 18-1367 (449 amino acids)
Source: RefSeq, a predicted model, not a curated record
GUGCGAAUCCGCGUGCGAUGCCCGUCAUGAACUUUGGCGCCCAAGACAUUGAGAACCACAUGAGCGGCCUCGGCCGCCUGGCCGCGCUCUGCGAGAUGGGGUCCGACUCGAGCGGCGACGAGAGCGAAGGCGUGCGCCGGCCGCCGACAGCCGACCGCACGCAAGAGCUCACCGACUACGUGCUCACGACGAUGCGCCAGCUCGCGCGCAUUAGCGCCGGCCUCUCGGCGCUCUCGACCGGUCGGCUCUGGAACACGCUGCAUAAAUUAAACGCGACGGCCGACACGAUCGUCGACGCGGUCCAAGCCGGCGACAUUACGCUGCAGGCGCUCGACCUGACGCUGCUACCGCCGGACCCGUCCAUGGCGCUCGAGACGAUCAACGUCAAGCUCCUCUCGGCGCAGAAAAAAAUCUACCAGCGCACGGCGAGCGACCACCUGUUGCGAACCACGCACAGCGUCCUGGACGACGCGUGGCAGAAGGGCGAAGAGGUCGCGCUCGAGUCGGCGCGCCGGUCGCUCAGCGCGUGGCGCACGUCAGCCGCCGACCUCAAAACCAAAGUCGCCGCGGCGCUCGCCAGCCCCGAGACCAGUCCCGCCGAGGUCCUCCAGAAUGUCCAGGACUUUCUCAGCUCGCUUACCGUGUGCAAGAUCGCCUCGGACGCGCCAACCGAGGCCGACGUUCAAUUCAAGGCGACGACGCUCGAAGAGCACGUGGGCCGACUGCAGGCCAGCAUCGUCGCGUCCAUGUCAUCGUCGACUGCUGGGCCGCGCGCCAAGCACAACGAGGGCCGGAAGCGCCCGCUGUCCAAGCAUAUGGUCGAGCCCAUCGCCGUCGAGAAGCGGCGGCGCCCGUCGACGUCGCCCUAUGCGCUGCCCAACCGCAAGCCGUCCGCCGAGACGCCGUCGCAUCUCCAGGGUGUACGCACGUACGUGCCCUCGAAACCAACCGAGGGCGACGCAGACGUCGAGCGCAUCAAGGAGCCCAACGAAGAGGCCAGCGGCGUGGAUGCAGCGCCAGUUGCGACGCCGAUCGGAUGCGAGAUUUGCCACGAAAACAACGCCCACGAGCAAAUGCUCUUGUGCGACAACAACUGCGGCCACGAGUACCAUCUCUUUUGCCUCAACCCGCCGCUCGACGACAUUCCCGAGGGCGACUGGUUCUGCCCCAGCUGCGAGCAAAACUUGUGCUUGGCCCAGAAAUGCAAGCGCGUCUGCGUGCUCUCGCGCAAGUACUGCAGCCGCCACCUCUGCAAGGACGGCUCGUGCGGCUUCCGCGCCAAGAAGGCGGGCUAUUGCGGCAAGCACGCCAAGCUGCUCCUGCGCUACGAGUCGGACGACGACCUCGACUCGGACAUGGGCCGAUAGAUACUCUGUGUGUGUAUAUAUACUGCUAUGAAGGAGCAGUUGAGGCAACGACGUGGCUGAUGAUGGUGUU